Molecule: messenger RNA, 1184 nt
Organism: Solanum lycopersicum (tomato)
Lineage: Eukaryota; Viridiplantae; Streptophyta; Magnoliopsida; Solanales; Solanaceae
Product: homeobox-leucine zipper protein ROC5-like
Molecular function (GO): lipid binding
Source: RefSeq, a predicted model, not a curated record
CACCUUCUAACCUUGCAAUAAAAUUCUAAUAAUUUACUUUGUUUAUGCUCACUUUCAAUUUCAUUCAAAUUAAUAUAUUUAUAUCAUUAAUUUGUUGCUUUCUUUUGCAAAAAAGUUUCUCCAUUUUUUCUUUUGGUUUCCUUGUAUCCCUCACGUCAUGUCAAAUGUUACUUGGAUCGAGCACACGGAAUAUAAUGAAAAUCUUGUCCACGAAUGGUAUCGCUCUUUGAUAAAGGCUGGUAUGGCAUUUGGUGCUCAAAGGUGGAUCGCUUCUUUGCAAAGACAACAUCACUUCUUGAAAAUGAUGAAGUCAGCUGUUGAUCCCACAGUUGAGUUAAGUGGUGAGAGAGGUAUAAGAAAAAUGGCUCAACGAAUGACAGAUAUGUUUUGUACGGGGGUUUGUGGAACCAAGCAUAACUGGGAACUAAUUCAACCAGCAACUAACGAAAAUCCAAAGUUAAUGAUGAGGACUAAUGUAAGUGACCCAAGUGAAUACGUUGGUGUGAUAUUAAGUGCUACAAAGACCAUCUGGUUACCGACGCAACAACAAACGUUGUUCAAAUUCUUCAAUAAUGAACAAACAAGGAGCCAGUGGGAUGUAUUGUACAACAAUUCUACCAUGGAACGAAUGAUCCAAUUUUCUAAGGGUCAAAACAUCGACAGCAACAUUUCUAUUUAUUUUGCUCAUGGGGAUGAAUCUUGUGCUAGUCGAGUGAUUUUGCAAGAUACGUGCACGGAUGAAAGUGGAUCAAUUUUGGUUUAUGCUACAAUUGGUUCUCAAGAAAUGGAUAAAGUGAUUGAUGGGGGAGACUCUUCUUGGGUGGCUCUCUUCUCAAAUGGAAUAGCAAUAGCGCCCGAUUGUAAUCGCAAUCUUUUGGCAGCUAAUGAUACUUGUGAGGAGAUGGAUAAUGGGUUCGAAGAUGGAUCAAUGGUGACUAUCAAUUUUCAAAUGAUGGGGAACAUGCUUCCAGAUACAACUCUUUCUAUGGAGUUGGUCAAACAAGCAAAUGGACUCAUCUCACACACUGUUCACAAGAUCAAGAGUGCUCUGAAAUGCUGGUGAUACCAUCCAUGGAUUUGUUAUGUGUUUUAACUCUCUUAUGUAUUUCUUGUUUUGGAUCAUAAUAAUAUUAGCAGAUUGAACUAUUUUGAGUUUAUCUAAGACAAUUCAUAUUGAUAUUUGA